GUUAGUUCGUACCUUGUAGCUGUAUAUUUGAUAUACAACCGACACACUUAAAUUGAAAAGAUAGGAUUGAAAUUAGGAACUCCGAUGUCUGCAAUUUCCAAAAAUUUCUUCAUUAAUGGCCGGCUUCUAUUUAAGACAAAGGUACUAUGAGUAAUAGCAGAAAACCAGUCCUUGUAUUGCAACGCUCAUACGACAGUCAAAAUGCCACUCAGUCAGUUGCAUUCACCGGCUUCGGUAGUCUCACUCAGAAAAUGCACAUGUGCCACUCGUUUGGCAACCAUACGUGAAUGUGUUCAAGAAGGCAGAACAGUCACAUCCGGCCCCCGUCAGCUUUAUCCGAGAGGUACAGGAAAUUUCGAGUCGGCCUCCGAGAACACCUUAAUGCAGUCCAAUAACUUUUUAAACGUUUUGGUGCGAUCCAGAUUGCACGCUAUGCACAACCGCCCGUCUCGUUUGCACAAACGUUGUUUCUCCAAAUGGUUUGUUGCAGUUGUAUCCAUCAGUUGUUUCCUGAUUGUUUUAUUGACCUAUCAGAAUUCCACACAACAAGGAUGCAGAAAAUUUGCGUUUAUGAAAAAUCAUAAAUGCGCAAGUAGUACAAUUGAAAACAUUAUAUUCCGAUUCGCACACAAAAAUAAGUUGAAUGUUGUGUUGCCAAAAAGCGGGAACUACCUUUCCAGAACUGAACUUUUUGACCACUCAUCACUGAAUACUACGAAGUGGAAAAAUGUCGAAUUUGAUAUUUUCAGUUUGCACAACCGCUGGAACAAGAAGGAGGUCAUGGCACUACUGCGUGAAGAUGUUCCAACCUUUACUAUCGUUCGAGACCCUGUCCAAGUCUUUAAAUCCAUGUUUCACUAUCUACAGCCACAGUUUGGAAAGUUUUAUGGCGCAAGAGAUAUUCAUGAAAUGGUCGUCAUUAUCCAAAAUGGGUCAUCCCCUUUAUUGAAUAAGCGCGCAGGUAAAUUGUUUGGCCGAAACCAAAUGGCCUGGGACAUGGGGCUGUCACCCGAAAUCUUUCACGAUGAAAUCGCCAUCACGGAAGAAAUUGAGCGACUGGAUCGCGAGUUCGAUCUGGUGAUGGUUGCCAAUAGGAUGGAAGAAUCGUUGGUCCUCUUGAAACAUCUCCUCAACUGGCCUCUCGAAAAUGUCGUCCACCUCAACCUGAACCGAAGAAAACCGGAAAAGUCGUCCGUUGUGAGUAUUGAAGAGAGGGAGGUGCUUUCUGAUUGGCUGGCCGCUGACGUCCGUAUCUUCGAACAUUUCUCCCGUCGAUUCGACGAAAGGGUAGCGGAAUUCAAUCGGAAACAUUCGACUAUGCCAGCGUUUCUUUCUGGCCUUUUUGAGAUGGAGAGUGCCAUGGAGAGGGAGAAGCAAUUGCUGGAGGAAGCCAACAAGCAACUUUACGACACUUGUGUUGUUCAAGAGUUGGGCAAUGAAAAACUGAAAGGGGCGUUCAAGGAGUUCAACAACAAUAUCAUGGGGUUCGUCGUCAACAAAAAGCAUGAAUGGUGUGCCUUGUAUGCGAUGAAAGAACACGCUUACUUGAAAAUAUUCCGAGAUUUGCUUCUUUCUAGAACAAUGAGAAGCAAUAGAAAUUAAAGUUAACAAAUAAAGUUUUGUUUAAAAUUU
Daphnia pulex (common water flea) is the source of this 1632-nucleotide messenger RNA. RefSeq names its product galactosylceramide sulfotransferase-like. Gene Ontology annotation, molecular function: galactosylceramide sulfotransferase activity. The coding region runs from base 202 to 1602 and encodes 466 amino acids. Gene Ontology annotation, cellular component: membrane. The transcript is spliced from 6 exons. Gene Ontology annotation, biological process: glycolipid biosynthetic process. The record is from RefSeq and is a predicted model, not a curated record. NCBI's taxonomy places the organism in Eukaryota, Metazoa, Arthropoda, Branchiopoda, Diplostraca, Daphniidae.